Venustampulla echinocandica is the source of this 2094-nucleotide messenger RNA. Its product is annotated as Dynamin-1-like protein-like protein. Gene Ontology annotation, cellular component: peroxisome; membrane; microtubule. Gene Ontology annotation, biological process: peroxisome organization. Gene Ontology annotation, molecular function: microtubule binding; GTPase activity; GTP binding. NCBI's taxonomy places the organism in Eukaryota, Fungi, Ascomycota, Leotiomycetes, Helotiales, Pleuroascaceae. The transcript is spliced from 6 exons. The record is from RefSeq and is a predicted model, not a curated record. Bases 1 to 2094 code for a protein of 697 amino acids.
AUGGCGCAAGCCCCAGCCCAAGGGGGGAUCUCAGACCCCGGCCUCAUAACACUGGUUAACAAGCUUCAAGAUGUGUUUACGACUGUGGGUGUACAGAACCCUAUUGAUCUGCCUCAGAUAGUCGUGGUGGGAAGCCAGUCGAGUGGAAAGAGUUCGGUGCUGGAAAACAUAGUGGGCAGGGACUUCCUGCCCCGAGGAACCGGUAUUGUGACUAGACGGCCCCUCGUCCUCCAGCUCAUCAACCGCCCAGCUGCAGCACCAAAGGCAAAUGGAGUGAAGGAGGAGAUAGCUGCUGGAGCUGAUAAGGAGGCAAACGUUGACGAGUGGGGCGAGUUUCUACACAUCCCCGGCCAGAAGUUCCAUGAUUUCAACAAGAUCCGAGAUGAAAUUGUCAAGGAGACAGAAGCGAAGACUGGCCGCAAUGCGGGCAUUUCUCCUGCCCCGAUCAACUUACGAAUAUACUCUCCGCAUGUCUUGACGCUUACCCUCGUCGAUUUACCUGGCCUGACCAAGGUCCCCGUGGGCGAUCAGCCAAGAGAUAUCGAGAGGCAGAUUAAGGAAAUGGUACUGAAGCAAAUCAGUAAACCAAAUGCCAUCAUCCUUGCUGUUACAGGAGCGAAUACCGAUUUGGCAAAUUCCGAUGGGCUGAAGCUCGCACGCGAAGUCGACCCAGAGGGCCAAAGAACCAUCGGUGUGCUGACCAAGGUUGAUUUGAUGGAUGACGGUACCGAUGUCGUGGAUAUUUUGGCAGGCCGGAUUAUCCCCCUCAGACUAGGAUAUGUGCCGGUUGUCAACAGAGGGCAGAGGGAUAUCGACAACAAAAAGGCCAUCGCAUCUGCUUUGGAGAAUGAAAAAUCAUUUUUUGAGAACCACAAGGCGUACCGUAACAAGAGCUCGUACUGUGGAACCCCGUAUUUGGCCAGGAAGCUCAACCUCAUCCUGAUGAUGCAUAUUAAGCAAACCCUGCCAGAUAUCAAGGCCAGAAUUUCAGCGUCGCUGCAAAAAUACACAACGGAACUGCAAGGCCUCGGCGACCAGAUGCUGGGCAACAGCGCAAACAUUGUCCUCAACAUCAUUACGGAAUUCACCAAUGAAUGGAGAACAGUACUUGAGGGGAACAGCACAGAACUAUCAAGCAUCGAGCUUUCCGGGGGUGCUAGAAUCAGCUUCGUCUUUCACGAGCUGUACUCCAAUGGCGUCAAGGCAGUGGACCCAUUCGAUCAGGUCAAGGAUGUUGACAUUAGAACAAUUCUGUACAACUCGUCUGGAUCGUCACCCGCUCUCUUCGUGGGUACUACCGCGUUUGAACUCAUCGUCAAGCAGCAGAUUAAACGCUUAGAAGAGCCAAGUCUGAAGUGUGCAUCCUUGGUCUAUGAUGAACUCGUCCGCAUCCUCACACAAUUACUCGCCAAGCCAAUGUUCCGACGCUACCCUCAACUAAAGGAGAAGUUCCAUGCAGUUGUCAUUAACUUCUUCAAGAAGUCUAUGGAUCCAGCGAAUAAGCUUGUCAGAGAUUUGGUCGCCAUGGAAGCAUGCUAUAUUAAUACAGGCCAUCCAGAUUUCUUGAACGGCCACAAGGCCAUGGCUAUCGUCAACGAGAAACAUUCGUCCGCAAAGCCUGUUCAGGUUGACCCCAAGACCGGCAAGCCGAUGGCAGGAACUCCAGCACGAGCAGCUAGCCCAACAAUUGAUUCUAUGAAUGAUCAGAACGGCGGGUUCUUUGGAAGUUUCUUUGCUUCCAGAAACAAGAAGAAGAUGGCUUCCAUGGAAGCGCCGCCACCAAGUUUGAAAGCUUCUGGUACAUUGUCCGAGAGGGAGGGAGUUGAGGUGGAAGUCAUCAAACUUCUCAUCAACUCAUACUAUGGUAUUGUGAAGAAGACCUUGAUUGAUAUGGUGCCAAAGGCAAUUAUGCUAAACCUCGUCGAAUAUACCAAGGAUGAAAUGCAACGAGAACUCCUUGAGAACAUGUACCGAACCGAUUCGCUCGAGGAGCUGCUCAAGGAAAGCGAUUACACCAUUCGCAGGAGAAAGGAAUGCCACCAAAUGGUAGAGUCGUUGUCACGUGCCAGCGAGAUCGUCAGUCAAGUGCAAUAG